Messenger RNA from Cryptomeria japonica (Japanese cedar), 927 nucleotides. RefSeq names its product replication protein A 70 kDa DNA-binding subunit A-like. The transcript has a single exon. The record is from RefSeq and is a predicted model, not a curated record. Bases 1 to 927 code for a protein of 308 amino acids. Lineage: Eukaryota; Viridiplantae; Streptophyta; Pinopsida; Cupressales; Cupressaceae.
AUGUCUGAGGAUAGACCAUCAACAUCUAAAUGGUCGCUUCAGUUUGCAACUGAAUUGCCAUCCUCACAAACAACAACUUCUGAAAAUAUAGGUCCUAUAAAAACUUUGAAUCCAUACCAAAAUAAAUGGACAAUCAAAGGGAAAGUUACUCAUAAAUGGCCUAUUAAGGCAUAUAGCACAACCACCAAAAAUGGCCAUGUCUUUAGCUUUGACAUUGUUGAUUGUGAUGGUUCUGAAAUUAGAACUACAUGUUUUGAUGAGAUAGCUAAGUUACACUAUAACCGUGUGGACAUAGGUUCACAUUAUAUUAUUUCAAAAGGAUCUGUUAAGGAGGCAAAUGCAAGGUACAACAAACUAAACAGUCAAUUAGAAAUCACCUUGUCUGAUACGUCCAUAGUAAAACAUUGCACCAACGAAGAACAAGUUGAUCAACAAACUGCUCCUUUCACACCUAUUGGUGAAUUGUUUCAACUAACAAACAAUACACUGGUUGACAUUAUUGGUCUUGUUCUAUAUGUUGGAGAUAUCAUUCCUAUUCACAGGAAAGAUGGCAGUGAAACACAAAAAUGUGUUGUGCAAAUUAAUGAUCUAUCUGGUUCAACAAUUGACAUCAACUUAUGGGGCCCAAUAGCAGAACAAAAUGGUCUGGAAUUGAAAAAUAUGUUGACCAAUGAUAGUGUGGUAAUCCUUGCUUUACGUAAUGCUCAUGUUGGCUAUUUCAAUGGCAAGCUUGUGAACAUAACAGCUACAACAACAUUACAUAUCAACCCAAGUUUCCCAGAAGCAAAGCUUCUAACAUCAAGAGGAAGGGACCCUUUGCUUGCUCUACCCUUUGUUGCAGAAACUAUCCACAUAGACGACAAAUAUACUAGAAUGACAAUCUCUUCGAUCCGUGAGCGGAUGAGCAUCAAACCAGAAACAAUUUAG